AUGGCCGGCCAAUCCAUUAGUACUGGUGCAUCUGCAGCCAAGAAAGAGUUGGUUUUCACGGUGAGAAGACAAGAACCAGAGUUUUUGCUUCCGGCUAAGCUGAUCCCUCGUGUUCACUUGCCACUUUCAGACAUAGAUGACCAAGAGGGUCUUCGUUUGCAUCUUCCCAACAUACACUUCUAUGACAGCUCCCACUUCCAGAGUGAUAGAGAUCCAGUUAAGGUUAUUCGUGAAGCCCUCUCCGAGGCCCUUGUCUUUUACUAUCCUUUAGCCGGUCGCUUAAGGGAAGGCCGAGGGCGCAAACUUAUCGUGGAUUGCACCGGAGAAGUAGGAAUCUUGUUUAUAGAGGCCGAUGCUGACGUCACCCUCAUGCAGCUGGGCGUCCCCCUUCAACCUCCAUUCCCUUACUUGGAAGACCUUCUUCUUCACGAUGAUGUUCCAGGUUCAGACGGUAUACUUGGAUGCCCAUUGCUUUUAUUUCAGGUCACGCGCCUCACGUGCGGUGGCUUCGUCGUGGGAUACCGCUUCAACCACGCUAUGUGCGACCAGAUAGGCAUUGUUCAAUUCCUAACGGCUGUCGGAGAACUUGCAAGUGGGAAAGCACUUUCUGUACCGCCCGUAUGGGAGAGAAAACUGUUGAGCGCCAGGGAUCCACCGCGCGUGACUUGCACUCAUCCCGAGUACGAUAAGUUGGUCGACGGAGGAGGACCCCCACUUGAGGAUUUAGUUGAUCGUUCUUUCUUUUUGGGGGCCGAGGAAGUGGAGGCAUUGAGACAAUUACUCGUCUUUCCACUAGACCAGUUCAGUCGUGGCUAUACCUCAUUCGACUUGAUAACGGCCUGCAUCUGGCGAUGCCGCACCAUCGCUCUCGGGUUCGACCCAGACGAGGAUGUGCGGGUUGUUUGUGCGGUUAAUGCCCGCAACAAGUAUAAACCGCCACUCCCAACCGGUUACUACGGAAACGCUUUUGCGUUUCCGGCUGCUUUGAGCACGGCGGGUAUGCUAUGCAAAAAGCCGUUGGGUUACGCAUUGAAGCUGGUAAUGGAAGCUAAAGAGGGUGUGACAGAUGAGUACAUGAGGUCGAUGGCUGACCUCAUGGUCUUGAGGGGACGACCUCCCUUCACGGGGGCACGCACCUUCUUGAUUUCAGACUUGAGGCGGGUAGGGUUAGAGGAUAUCGACUUCGGUUGGGGAAAGGCUUGCUAUACUGGAAUAGCCAAGUCCGGCACAGUAGCCAUAAACCUUCCGAUAUCAAACUUUUAUGUAUACGGUAAGAAUGACAAAGACGAGGAUGGAACUCUCUUGCUACUCUCCCUUCCUCCAACUUCCAUGAAGGUAUUUGAGGACGAACUGAAACGCCUACUAAAAUAUGGUUAUCGCAUCCUAUCAACUUUAUAAACAUAAA
This is a messenger RNA of Impatiens glandulifera, 1405 nucleotides long. Its product is annotated as benzyl alcohol O-benzoyltransferase-like. The record is from RefSeq and is a predicted model, not a curated record. The transcript has a single exon. NCBI's taxonomy places the organism in Eukaryota, Viridiplantae, Streptophyta, Magnoliopsida, Ericales, Balsaminaceae. Gene Ontology annotation, molecular function: acyltransferase activity, transferring groups other than amino-acyl groups. The coding region runs from base 1 to 1398 and encodes 465 amino acids.